UUCGAGAAAUCUUUAGGAACUUUGCAAAAAAACGAUACGUGUUUCGGGUUUCCCAUCGGAUCCCAUAUGCAAUAUUAAAAAGAGCCGCCUUCGGCAUCGCUCAGAUGUUAUGGUUUGGCUUGGGAUGACCCUGGGAUCUCACAAGUUUAGAAGCAUAAUACCACGUUCAGCUGUCAGCUUGCGGUCGUGUGGGAAAUCUGAUUGGUUUUGAGUAGUGCUGUUGCGUUGUUUGUCGCACGUUGUGCUGGUGCAUCCUUUUUCUAUCUUUCCUGACCUUCCAUACUAAUUUCCUUUACAAAACCUCACUUUCCAUGGUAUUUCGGUCUAGUCGUGUUUCGAAUAUGCCUCCCAAACAGCCUUCUUCGGGCAGAACCGUGACAAAAGCACCUCGUCCAGGCAAUCAUCCGGGUGCCAGCCAGCCAACCAACGAUGCGCUGCUUAUUUCGCGUCUGGACGAGCUGGGACAGAAAGUCAAUCCCAUGGAGCUCCAACUUCCACAGAAAUCUCCUCGUUUGAUUACCGCAGUUAUCCCAGAUUUGAUCCAGAAAGCCACUAUUACGCCGCUGGACGAUGCCCUAACGAAGAUUAACGAAACGAUUGACGACGUUUGUAAUCAUCCGCACAUACAUCCCAAACUGAUGGAAACCAUUGGCUUACCUGCACUUAUAAAUUAUUUCCUCUCAUCUGUGUUCCAUGUGGAUCAGACCUCCAUCUGGUUCACUGCCCGAGAUGUUGCGGAACCUAGUGCCAAGUCGAUUCCCCGUGUGCUAACCAUUUUGACCAAUAUUCUUGCUGUCACUUCCCAACACGACUCCGCUGUCCUGGAGCAUUACCAAACGAUGAAAUCUCAGCAAGAUGUGAUGUCCGAAUUAUGGAACCGUGAAGUUAACCUGAGAGGCGUGGAGGAUCAACAACUGCAGCGAGAAGAACAGGAAAAGACCGAAUGCGCUCGGAUGCGGGAACUUUUGGAAACGGUGGAAAAUGAUGCAACUUUGGAGAAUAAAUUGCGAGAUAGCGCUCUGGUCUUGGAAAAGACUGUGAAAAAGCGGGAUGCUGUUCUCGUCGAUGUUCGUCGAGUCGAUUCUGAGCUGGAACAGAUGCGUCACAAACUGAAAGUGUUGCAAUCACAAAUAAUAACACCAGCAGAUGCAGAGCGAGUUGAAAAGCAGUUGGAAGAAACUAAGCUGGAAGCUGAGGCAGUGCGAGCAGAUUUGGGGCGGAAAACUGAGGAUUAUAGUGUUCGUACUCUGAAGAACAAGACCAUACAAGAUACGCUUCAGGCGGCUGAAUUGGAAGGGAAAAAUUUCAUCAACUAUGUAGAAAAAGCCUGUAGUGCUUAUAUUGAUCUGGAUUGUGAAAAACUCCUUGAAGCUAAGCGAUUGUACAUGGUGCGUGAAGAUCUCGAAAAGGCUCGUAACCAGGCUGACCGAGCCCGUGCAGAUGUGGACGAGUUAAAGCAAAAGAUGGAGCUACAAAAAGCGGACCGCAAAAACAGGCAGAAUCAGCAAAAUUUGCAUCGCAGUGAAUUGCAGAAAGAAAUUUCCAGCAUGAAAACUAAGCUGAAGGAAUGCGCUGGUAACGAGGACCGGCUCAUGGACAGCAUUGCACUGGAAGAAAGGGCCAUACAGAAUUCCGACCGUCAGAUUGCGGAGAUCAUGGCACAGACCGCUGAUUUCGUUAAAAAGCUUGAUGCACAGGUGGGCCUUAUGGUGCAGAACGUGGUUUCGGCUAAAGCCGAGACUGAUCGACAGUUGGAGCGUAUGAAAUAUACAGUUCAGAGUGUUUACGGAGAUUUUCCGGAGACUCCGGUGAAAAAGCCAAUUCCUGUCGUCGUACUUCGCCUUUCCGAGGAGACGAAGGCUUUGCAACGGGAGCUCAAUGCGGACCAUGGACAGAGUGCUUAGUUUUGGGCCCAAGCCUCGAUCCGCUUUAGCAACAGAAUGAUUCGAAAAAGACGAUUAAAGAGAAUAUUUCCAUCGUUAAAUAAUUAUCGCUUGGUGUCGGAACUAUGUUCGUAUUAAUCAACUUGUAGCAUAUCUUAUCUCUUUAUAUCAGAUAUUAUUUGAAUAUAAUACAAGACAGCAUUGAAAAUGUUGUACUUUGAAUUGUUUCGUUGUGGGUUGGUGUGGUACACCCAUUUAAAAGUAGCGGAUGAAAGUUGAUUUGUUAAUUACACUAACUACAUUGUCGAUAUUUUUCGUUCUGCAGCUGAACUUUUAAGUGUAGUUGACUCACUGACUGGAGUCUGGGUGUAUUGUCGUGGCUUGUGAUUAGUUGUAAACGAUUUUUUUUACGAUGGGUUUUACGUGUUUAUAUUAGUGACGGUGGCUGUUUUGUCGAUGUGCCUUUUGUUGAUGUCGAUUGUCGACUUUUAUUCUUAUUUGACUGUUUGUUUCUCGUUUUUGUAAAAUUAACAAAGAUGCCACAAAUGACAAAAGUGAAGAAUG
This is a messenger RNA of Paramacrobiotus metropolitanus, 2447 nucleotides long. Its product is annotated as trichohyalin-like. Bases 312 to 1904 code for a protein of 530 amino acids. The transcript has 13 exons. NCBI's taxonomy places the organism in Eukaryota, Metazoa, Tardigrada, Eutardigrada, Parachela, Macrobiotidae. The record is from RefSeq and is a predicted model, not a curated record.